Scutellospora calospora is the source of this 565-nucleotide messenger RNA. Lineage: Eukaryota; Fungi; Glomeromycota; Glomeromycetes; Diversisporales; Gigasporaceae. The record is from the annotation of a GenBank genome assembly.
AUGUACCAAAUUCGUCGAACAUCGAACAAAGCGAAUAUGCCAAAAGAGGUGGCAGGCGAAAAAAUAAAUCACGGCCCAACUAUAGUGAUUCAUGGUGGUGCAGGAGUAAUAGACCGUAAAAGUUUCCCAGAAAAUAAACAAAAAGAAUAUCUUGAUGCCUUGAAAGAAUCACUUUUAGCUGGGUAUGAAAUAUUAAGGAAAGGAGGAAAUUGCCCAUUUUUCAAUGCUGGUAAAGGAUCAGUAUUUACUAUAAGUGGUAAGAAUGAAUUGGAGGCUUCGAUUAUGCUUGGAAUCGAUUCCCACACAGCCGGUGCAUGUACAUUGCUUAAAACAGUCAAAAAUCCAAUAAUUCUGGCCAAAACCCUCCUUCAAGACCCUGAGAAUCCACAUGUAUUCCUUGGCGGAAUUGAGGCUGAAAAAUAUGCGAAAUCAAAAGGAUUAGAGAUGGUUGAUCCGGGUUAUUUUUGGACACAACAGAGAUGGAAACAGCAUUUAGAUGGAUUAGAAAAGAAAACAGAAAACCCGAAGAUGUUAAAUGAUCUUGACGGUGGUACAAAUUAUCCGA